This is a messenger RNA of Topomyia yanbarensis, 1142 nucleotides long. Its product is annotated as inositol monophosphatase 1-like. The record is from RefSeq and is a predicted model, not a curated record. Gene Ontology annotation, molecular function: inositol monophosphate 1-phosphatase activity. NCBI's taxonomy places the organism in Eukaryota, Metazoa, Arthropoda, Insecta, Diptera, Culicidae. Gene Ontology annotation, biological process: inositol metabolic process; signal transduction; phosphatidylinositol phosphate biosynthetic process. Bases 143 to 967 code for a protein of 274 amino acids. The transcript has 5 exons.
CAUUCGCUGUGUGUCAUUCAGUAGUACAGUGUCAGUAGCCAGGAGAGGGCAGAACGGAACAACAUUGAAAGAAGAAAAAAACAUUUUCAACAUCUCUAAACAAUCUAUAAUCUGAAGGAAUAUUUAACUAGUGCUAUCAGUUAUGGCUCUCAACUUAGAUGAAUGCUACGACCAUGUGAUGGGUCUUGUUGACGAAGCUGGCAAGAUUAUUGCUGCACGAAACUAUGGCGAAAAGAGUGUAGUGGAAAAAUCUAGUAAUAUCGAUUUAUUAACCGAAACGGAUCAACAAGUUGAGCGAUUGCUGAUGGAUGGGAUUACUGCAAAAUAUCCUGACCAUAAGUUUAUUGGUGAAGAGGAAACCAGUGCGGGGAAACAGGCGGUACUAGAAAAUGCUCCAACAUGGAUUAUCGAUCCGGUCGAUGGGACAAUGAAUUUCGUUCAUAGUUUCCCACAUUCUUGUAUAUCCAUUGCUCUAUUGGUGAACAAGGUAGCGGAAAUAGCAAUUAUUCAUAAUCCAGUACUGAAUCAGACAUUUACCGCUCGUCGAGGGAAAGGAGCAUUUAUGAACGGGAAACAAAUACGAGUUUCGGGUGAAACUCGCUUGGAACAUGCACUAGCUACCACCGAGUUUGGUACCAGCCGAGAUGAGGAAAAAACUGCUGUGGUGUUGGAGAACAUCGGAAAACUUAUACGAGUGAUACAUGGUAUGCGAAGUUUGGGAUCGGCAGCCCUGAACAUAGCAAUGGUAGCGCUGGGAGGUGCUGAUUUCAAUUACGAGUUCGGUAUCCAUGCAUGGGAUAUAGCCGCCGGGGACCUGCUGGUGCGGGAAGCUGGAGGUGUUUGCUUGGAUCCAACAGGCGGCCCGCUCGAUUUGAUGUCUCGGCGAUUUUUGUGCGCUAGCACGCAGGAACUUGCCGAUAAAGUUAUUCCACUGUUGACGCAGUACUAUCCACAACCAAGGGAUUAGAACAUAAAAAUGUUGUAUAUUAUGUAUUGUUCUCAAUAGCCAAUGUCUGUGUAAAAAGUUUGUUUAGCAAAUAAUCAGUAAUGGAAUUUACUGAGAUACCGAUUAUUUUCAUCACUGAUCUGAAUCGUUGAAAAAUCUUAGAAUGUAGUGAGAUUUUAAUAUAUUUUACACCAUC